AUGGUUCUCCCAGCUCUUCUUCGACGGGGCUGCCGUUUGGCUAUCCGUACUCGACUUCCUGCCCGACUUCCUGCCCGUCUUCCUACUCGUCUUCCCAUCAGCCCAUUGUCAAGAUCAAGUCUGAUACCCAGACUCUUUACUACAACUUCCACAAAAUGGGCAGCAAUCCGUACUCUCGAAGAACUAAAAGCCGAACUUCAACCAAACGUCCCAACAGCAGCAGAAAUCGAAGCAAUAAACGAAGCUAUAAAACGUCUCCCUGAAGAAGCACAAGAACUCCUAGCCCGAAAGUUCCCAUUAGUCCAUGAAUUCAUCAGUCCCGCACAAUACAACCUUCUCACACUAUCCCUCCAACCGUACCUCAAUUUCUCCGAUAUCAUAAAACCCGACCCUACCGAUGAAAAGGCCCCGCAUAAUCCGUUUACUAUCAAAGCUAUGUUACCGGUAUACGGUCGUCCUUUACCACCUGGGUUUCAUUUCGCCUUCUUCAACGGUUAUACUCAAGAAUCGGAUUUAUCACCAGAUGGUUAUAUAUCCUCACAAGCACCGGGAGGGCCAUGGACCCGUCGUAUGUGGGCCGGUGGGAAACUUACGUUCAAUCGUAUGCCUGAAAAACGUCAGAAAGGUAGUGAUAAUGGUGCUCGUCGUGCGAGACCAUUGGACAUUGGACGUCGUGCGUAUUGUCAUGAAACGGUUGAAGAUAUUCAGAUGAAAGGGGAACCGGGAAGUCCGAAUGAAAUGAUGUUUGUGUAUUUGAGACGGAAGAUUUGGGCUACGGGGUAUAUUGUUAGAGAACCUUCGAAAUCGCCAAAGAUUAAGGAGGUUGAGGACUUCGAUGAGGAUAAAGUAAUACAGCCGGAUGAAGAUGUUCCGUUGAUUGAACAGCGGGUAUUGGUUUAUAUGCGGCCGAAGCAAGAGGCUGUGGAGACACCGGCCUCAUCUUCUUCUACUGAAGAAGGGAAGCAGGAAGCUAUCGAAACAUCUGCUACCGAGGAAGUUAACCAGGAAGCUGUUGAAACACCAUCUCCUCCUGCCGAAGAACUGAAGCAGGAAGAUAAGAAAGACGAAACGACCGAGCAACCAACAAGCAAGCCCAUAGCCAAAGAAAUGGCCCCAACCUCAAGAGUCUCAUCUCGCGCCGAAAAGGCAGAAUUCAGCCAUACAAUCACUCCCUCUCACCAACUCCUCUUCAGAUACUCAGCUCUAACCUUCAACGCCCAUAAAAUCCACUUCGACACCGAAUACACCCAAAAAGUAGAAGGCCACAAGGACCUCCUCGUUCACGGUCCCCUCACAUUGACUUUCCUCCUCGAAUUACUUAGAAACCACACGUUCACCCUUGAAAAACAAUACAGAGUCUGCGAAUUCCAAUACCGUCAUAUCGCACCCGUCUACGUUGGUGAAAAGAUACACCUCUAUGGUCGAUAUCUACCUGAUGCACCAGUUCCAGCACAAGAAAAAGACGACUACGAUCCUCGGGAGAGGUUAGUCCCGAUGUACGACGAAAUGGACGACCUUCGAAAAGAACUACAAAAAUUAGGAUUGGAAAGGGACCCCAGCGUCGAUCCGGAACAAAACAAAUUACGAAAGAAAGAAUUAAGAAGAAUGUUGACCAUACUGAAAAAGGAGAGUGAAAAACUCGAGAAAUUCCAGUUGAAACCCAAGAGGAUUAUCGACUAUAGAAAAUACGAACUAUGGGCUGAAAACGAUAAGGGACAGAUUGUGGUCAGGGGCACAGUCUUGAUUGAAGAUCUACCUACGAAGGUUGAACUCACGCCUGAGCAACAAUGGAAGAAAUACCAGAGUGAGAUGGCAAGAAAUAGGAAGAUGAUGCAGAAACAAUUAUUGCAGACGCAUAGGGACGAAGUUAGGAAGAGAAGAAGAGAGAGAAAGCAGAGACUAAGAUCUCAACAGAUGGAGAGGGAGAGGUUGAGAAGACAAGAGAGAGAAAAGUUGUAUAAGGAAGCCAAAGCGGCUAUCGCAAGGGGCGAAUUACCGCCGGAUCACAAGAUAGAUUACAGUACGGUCGAUGCUAUGAUGAAGGAAUUGGAGGCAAGACACAAGGCGGAACGACAAGAAGCCGAGGCGUAUUUGGAACGUGGAAGAACCACCGAGGAACUCAUGGAUGGUGUUGAUGACGAUGCUACUUGGAAAGUAGAUUAUCAUGAACAGUACGAACAGGAAGAUCUAGAAGGUUAUGAAGAUAACUACAACCACGAUUUAGAAGAGGGCGAGGAGAGUGGUAGUGACGAUGAUGGUGAAGAGGGUGAAGAAGGUGAAGAAGAUGAAGAAGAUGAUGAAUAUGAAGAUGAAGAAUAUAGGGAUCAGAGGGACGAGCGACGGGAGGAAGAGUAUGACGACGAGGAUAUCGAUUGGAGGAAGCGGAGGUAG
Molecule: messenger RNA, 2391 nt
Organism: Orbilia oligospora ATCC 24927
Lineage: Eukaryota; Fungi; Ascomycota; Orbiliomycetes; Orbiliales; Orbiliaceae
Exons: 1
Coding region: 1-2391 (796 amino acids)
Cellular component (GO): mitochondrion
Molecular function (GO): (3R)-hydroxyacyl-[acyl-carrier-protein] dehydratase activity
Source: RefSeq, a predicted model, not a curated record